CGCUGAUCGUACCUACGUACUCAUCUCAUCCUUCAAUAAUUCGCAUAACUAUCUUCAACCAUCAUCAUCAUCAUCAUCCCUUUUUUUAUUCCUUUUUUUUCCCCUUCUUCUAGAUCAUCUCAUGUUACCCCAUUUGUAUUCUAUCCCGCCACCCACUUCCUUACCCCUCUAACCCCUCUAACCUCCCCUCCUUUCCUCCCCUCUUUGUGAAGUCUAACCCUUCCUUAACCCCUCUUUGGUAAAUCGGCUCACUGGGAUCACCGCCGGUAAUCCCUACUUAUGUCGUAGAUAAACCCACUAGUUAUUUGAUAAUCGGCCACCCGCCGCAAGGCUGGUCAUGACUUCAUUUCCAUGCGAUCCAAUUUGUGUGAGUGGGAUUGCCCGUCUAACUCCGACUAGAACUAGCCCCGGUGGAUCUUCAAAUCGAGCGCUGCCGUUGUUCCAGACCCCCUCUCACCUCCGUUCCCCUUCUUCCGUCCGUCACAAUGACGAGUGUUGGUUCAUUCGAACGUCUACAAAGUACAAAUAUAGAAUGGUUCGCGAAAUGCGCUCGCGAACCACUUCCGCGAACACAAGAGCUUCGCGCGGCAUCCUGAAUUUAAUGCUUCACGUUGCCAAGUCAGUUGAAGCCAGAUAGAAGACGGGGGAUGAAUCGUGCUUGGCUGUUUGACAGAUCAUCGCCCAGUCUAUCGGUAGCCUAAAGACCACACCCCAACAUCCCUAAAUUUCUGGCAAGCCUCUUGGCCUUCAUUGGAUGUCCCCUGGACCAAAUAGGUAAAGAAUAGAAGAAA
Aspergillus piperis CBS 112811 is the source of this 791-nucleotide messenger RNA. RefSeq lists its product as uncharacterized. The coding region runs from base 338 to 637 and encodes 99 amino acids. The record is from RefSeq and is a predicted model, not a curated record. Lineage: Eukaryota; Fungi; Ascomycota; Eurotiomycetes; Eurotiales; Aspergillaceae. The transcript is spliced from 2 exons.